Lachancea thermotolerans CBS 6340 is the source of this 477-nucleotide messenger RNA. RefSeq names its product Fit2p (gene FIT2). Gene Ontology annotation, biological process: siderophore transport. Bases 1 to 477 code for a protein of 158 amino acids. Gene Ontology annotation, cellular component: fungal-type cell wall. The transcript has a single exon. The record is from RefSeq and is a predicted model, not a curated record. NCBI's taxonomy places the organism in Eukaryota, Fungi, Ascomycota, Saccharomycetes, Saccharomycetales, Saccharomycetaceae.
AUGAAGUUCUCGUCCACUGUUCUAGCCGCUAGCGUUAUCGGUGCUUCCGCUGUUUCUGCUGCCACCAGUGUUAUGACUACCAAAACUAUCACAGCCACUAAUGGCAGCAAUGUGUACACCAAGGUUGUUACCGACACCGCUGACCCAAUCAUUAGCCAGAGCACCACUAGAACUGUGACAGUCAAAAACAGUGAUGCCACUUACACUAAAGUCGUCACAGAGGGUCCAGACACCACUUCUUUGAGCAGUACCACCAAGACCAUCACAGCUACCAACCAAAGCGGCUCUUACACCAAAACUGUUACCGCCGCCGUAACCUCAUCAACUUCGGACUCCUCUUCUAGCUCUUCUUCAUCUUCGAGCUCGGCCUCUUCCGCCUCUUCUUCUUCUUCCUCUACGGGAGCCGCCGAAGGAAUUAUGAGCAACAUGAACUUAGGGGGCGCUCUCUUCGUCGCUCUCGCGUCUUGUAUGCUCUAA